AUGAGCUUAUAUUCUUUAGAGCCAAUAGCAAGGUACUUAAAUGCUUCAAAAUCUAGUAUAGAUCCACCUAUAAGAUUUCAAAGAGUGCAAUCAAAUAUAAGUUUAGAGUCAAACCAAGAAAAGCCUACACUUACAGUUGAAUCACCUGUGCAGCAAAAAGCCCAGAAAACAGCUCAAGAGAGAAACAAUUUUUUUACUAACCCGACCAGUGAUUGAGAACAAAGAAGAAAACUGAUGCAGGAAGAAUAUAAGAAAGAAUUCCAGAAAAGUAUGCAAGAAUCACAAAAGAAAACAAGGAAAGGUCGGAUUCCAGAAAACGAAGAAACUUAUGUGCCUGAUACACUAAUGUUUUUGGAUUAAAUACAACUUUAGAAUUAGAAAAAGAUGGUCGUAAUUGAUUUAUUAGAAAGAAUUUUUUUAAUAUUUCUUAAUUAUAAAUUAUUUAAUAUGGUAUAAAUAAAGAGCCAAGACCAUACCCCAUACCAUACCCUAUCCAGCAAUCUUUUACCCGCAGUGAAGGGAAUAUCCCAACUCAAAAUUUUAUGAAUGGAUUUGGAUAUCGGCAACAGUCGUUUUCAAAUAAUUUUUCAAAAGAGCCUGAGCCUACAUGGCUGACUCCUGACAAAACUUUUCCAGCCCAAGACCAAUAUUCUUCAAAUUUUUAUUUUUCCCAAAAUAUUCCUCAAAAAGUGUCUUUCCAGGAGCAACCUUCAAAAAUAAAUUACCCUGUCUUCCCCAAUAACCGUCCCUCAGAAGAAUAUUUUCCAUUUGGAAAGCCUGGCGCUGGUGCUCCAAAUAGAGACGAAAACGGUAAUAUUGUGACCAAAAGACCAGGAAAUUUCAUGAAUUCUCAACCUGAGCCUCAGCACCAAAACAACCCAAGAUCCAAUGGAAAUAGCCCACAGCCUUUGCGAAAUGAAGAUUAUCAAAAUAAUAAACAAAAACAAAAGGACGAAUGAAGAAAAGAGCUGCAAGAACAAGUUCUCGAAAGACAGAGACAAAAAGAAGAGCAAAAGCAGCGAAAACUGCUUGAAGAAAAAAUUGAAGAGGCUAAAAUUAUGAGAGAACUAAAGGAGCUCGAGCAUAAAUAUAAAAAAGAAAUUAAAUUUGAAAAAGGAGAAGACACAAAUUCAGAAUUUAGUGAGCCUUUUUCUCAAGAAAUUAUUUUUUUAAAAAUUAAUUAAAAUAAUAAUAUUUAUAUAUAAUUAGAUUUAUUCUCAAGAACCACUACCACCGAAAGAAAGAGAAAUUGAAAAGCCCAAAAUGGAGUUCCAGACAAAAGAAUAUCAAGAAGUCAAACCCCAAAGGCAAACAAUUUAUGAUGUAAAGCCAAGAGAACUAGAAGUAUGACAGUCACGAAGUGAGCUAGUAGGCCAGCACAACGCGCUAACUCCCCCCCCCCCCCCGUGAGCGAACAAAAAAAUUUUGUUCGCUCACGGAGGGGGGUUAAUUUUUUUUUUUAAAAAAAAAUUAUAUAUAAAUUUUAUAAAAAAUAUUUUUUUUCGAAAUUUAAAAAAAUCCUAAUUUGCAAAAAUUGGGAAGCAAAUAUUAAUUUAAUUUGCAAAAUUUAUGUUUUAAAAACGCAAUUUGUUUAAAAUUAAACAGAAUUAGCUCUAGAUUUCAUUAUACUAAUUAUCACUUAUAUAUCAAAAUUUUUUUCCAUUAAAAUUUUUUCUAUUAAAAAAAUUUUUGUUCACUCACGGAGGGUGGGUUUUUGGUCAAAAAAUGGCGAUUUUUCUAAUGGUUUUGUUCGCUCACGGAGGGGGGGGGAGUAAGAGAAAUCAUUACAAAAAUACGCCAAGAAGCAAGCAACUCUAAUAAUGAAAGAAUUGACGCAAUAAAUGAGCUAGAAAGACUGAAAAACGAGCUCAGGCAGAAGAGGAUUGAAGACGAAUAUAAAAGCAAAAAAUCAAUGGCAUUAUCAUACCAGUCUAAUUAUUAUCACCCUACUAUAGAGCCAAGAAGCCCUUUUAGCUUAGCAGCAGCAAGGAAUAUUACUUCACGCAGCCAAUUUGUGCCAUUUCAAAAAAUAAAGCAAUCAAAAACCCCUCCACCUGUGAGGCCGCUAAAAGUAUUCACCAAUGAUUAUGCUGAAAUAGAAUCACCAGAAGCCAAAACUCAAUUGGCGAAUUUGGAUUAUUUGUUAAAAUAUAAACUUUCAGAUCCUAUUUACGAAAGCGUUGUUGAAGAAAAUUUUGAGACAAUUAAUCAAAAAAUAGUAGAAGAAGCUCCUAUUGAGAUUAUUGAAAAUACUGUUACGCUAGAAAAAGAAAUAGUCUCACCGACAGUAGUAGAAGAAAAUAAAGAGGAAAUAAAAACAGAAACUUUUAUAACUGAAUAA
Messenger RNA from Blepharisma stoltei, 2341 nucleotides. Lineage: Eukaryota; Ciliophora; Heterotrichea; Heterotrichida; Blepharismidae. The record is from the annotation of a GenBank genome assembly.